Epinephelus fuscoguttatus (brown-marbled grouper) is the source of this 1390-nucleotide messenger RNA. Its product is annotated as YY1-associated factor 2-like. The record is from RefSeq and is a predicted model, not a curated record. Gene Ontology annotation, biological process: positive regulation of DNA-templated transcription. The coding region runs from base 130 to 675 and encodes 181 amino acids. Gene Ontology annotation, molecular function: DNA binding; transcription coregulator activity. Gene Ontology annotation, cellular component: nucleus. NCBI's taxonomy places the organism in Eukaryota, Metazoa, Chordata, Actinopteri, Perciformes, Serranidae. The transcript is spliced from 4 exons.
AUUGGGUGAGCCCGCGUCACGUGACCGUCCUUCGACAGGAGUUUCCACGACAGCUGAGUAGCAGCUAAAUGCGUUUUUUCACCUGUAACAUAGACCCUUUUUAACUCCACUGACUCCGAGUGUGGUAGCAUGGCAGACAAGAAGAGCCCCACCAGGCCAAAGCGGCAAUCGAAGCCCUCCGCCGACGACGGGUACUGGGACUGUAGCGUGUGCACGUUCAAGAACACCGCUGAGGCGUUUAAGUGCAUGAUGUGUGAUGUCAGGAAGGGAACCUCCACUCGAAAACCACGGCCUGUUUCCCAGCUGGUUGCACAGCAAGCCAAUCAGCAGUUUGCACCACCUACACUUCCUAAAAAGGAGAAGAAAGAAAAAUCAGAGAAAGACAAGAGUGAUAAAGAACCAAUGCUGAAAAAGAAAAGCCAUAAAAAGAUGAGGCCCAGGUUAAAAAACAUAGACCGGAGCAGCGCCCAGCACCUAGAGGUCACAGUUGGAGACCUGACAGUAAUAAUUACAGACUUUAAGGAAAAAGCCAAACCCACGUCCACUUCAACGAGCGCUGCGUCGGCAGACCAACACAGUCAAAGUGGCUCAAGCUCUGAUAACACUGAACGAGGGGUCUCCAGAUGCUCCUCGCCCCACAGGGAAGGCUCGCCGGUCAACGGAGAGACUCACUAACCUUCACACUCCCAGUCAGCACAAACCAUUCUUCUGCACUCUCAACAGCCUCAGCCAGAGAUUAAACUUCAACAUGCACGUUUUUUUAAAUAAUACUAUAAAUGCCAGUAUGAUAGCAUUCACUUCCUUUGGGGCUGUAUUGUUUCACUGCCUCCCCAUGAUAAUAAACAGUUCAAGAGUCAGGACGUGUGCUGUGCGCUCAGUUCAAAGAGGUGUUGCAGCAGAAUCUGUCACGAUGAACUGAAAAAAGGAACCGUAGCAUUAAAACCAGGAUGUCAGUGGAACUGUGCCACGUGUUGUGGUGACUUGUGUUUUAACACCUCAGUGUUACAUCAGCAUCACACUGAGCUGGUCGUUGCUGCACACAAUAAAUGAUGCAUUAUGAAAGAAAAUAUGAAGAAGUCAUCUCAGAAUUGUAGUUCAUCCUUGAAUUUUGUUAUCGUUAUUUGCACUUAAUGGCAUCCUACAUUCAUGAUAACAUUUGUUUAGCAUUAUUUCCACUGUCAUUAUCAGUACAUCAUAACACUGUUGGUUACUGGCCUUAUCCAGCUCUCAUUUUUAUGCUAUUGGAUGCAAUUUUGUUUUGUUUUUUACUGUCUAACAUUUGAGUAAAAAUAUUGAAUAAUUAUUCUAAGUAUGCUUUUCCUUCACUUGGUAGAGUUAAGCAUGAUUUAAUCUAUAGAAUGGUUUAUAUUGUAAAAUAAUGCAAAAUAAA